Messenger RNA from Plasmodium malariae, 1089 nucleotides. RefSeq names its product ATP-dependent Clp protease proteolytic subunit, putative (gene ClpP). Gene Ontology annotation, molecular function: serine-type endopeptidase activity; ATP-dependent peptidase activity; ATPase binding. The record is from RefSeq and is a predicted model, not a curated record. Bases 1 to 1089 code for a protein of 362 amino acids. NCBI's taxonomy places the organism in Eukaryota, Apicomplexa, Aconoidasida, Haemosporida, Plasmodiidae. The transcript has a single exon. Gene Ontology annotation, biological process: protein quality control for misfolded or incompletely synthesized proteins. Gene Ontology annotation, cellular component: endopeptidase Clp complex.
AUGAUAUAUUUUUUACUAUAUUUAUUUUUCAUCUUGGUAAAAAAUAAUAAUAAAACGCAAGCAAAAAAAAGCUUAAAGAAAACGAACAUCUUAACCUAUAUACAUUUUUCGAAUACAAAUUUUAUUAACGGGAAAAUUAUAAAAAGAAAAAAAUUAUAUAAUAGUUUUCAAAAAGAUGACAAUGAUUUAGCAAUUAAUGGAAAUGAAAGGGAACAUGUCCUGACAUCGUCAUCUGAUGCAUUAGGAAAUAAACUGGAAAAAAGAACAUCGAGUGACAAGGUAAAAGUUACAAGAGGAAUAGGAACAAAUAUCGGGUAUGAAAAUGCGGAAAAUUAUGUAAUAAAUUCUGAACAAGUCAUAAUUGACAGGAGCGAAGAAGUUGGUGAUGAACAUGUCAGAAAAAUGAACAGAAAAAAAACUAUUAUAAUAGAAGAAGGAAAAAAAAAUAGAAAAAAAAAAAAAAGUUAUGAAAAAGUGGAAAACCUUAUAUCUUGUAGUGAUAACAUAAAAGACAUAAAAAAAGAUGUAAAAUUAUUUUUUUUUAAAAAAAGAAUAAUUUAUUUAACGGAAGAAAUAAAUAAAAAAACAACUGAUGAACUUAUUAGUCAGUUAUUAUAUUUAGAUAACAUAAAUAACAACGAUAUAAAAAUAUAUAUCAACUCACCAGGUGGAUCAAUAAAUGAAGGGUUAGCUAUACUAGACAUUUUUAAUUAUAUCAAAUCAGAUAUACAAACUAUAUCAUUUGGUUUAGUUGCAUCAAUGGCUUCGGUAAUUUUAGCUAGUGGAAAAAAGGGAAAAAGAAAGUCGUUACCAAAUUGUAGAAUUAUGAUACAUCAACCACUUGGUAAUGCUUUUGGUCAUCCACAUGAUAUUGAAAUACAGACAAAAGAAAUACUUUAUCUUAAAAAACUUUUGUAUAGCUAUUUAUCCAAAUUUACAGAUCAAACUAUCGAAACUAUAGAAAAACAUUCAGAGAGGGAUUAUUACAUGAAUGCAUUAGAAGCUAAGAAUUAUGGAAUUGUCGACGAGGUGAUAGAAACAAAAUUGCCACAUCCGUAUUUUAGUGAAAUUUCAAAAGAAAAAGAAUAA